Messenger RNA from Anarrhichthys ocellatus (wolf-eel), 2761 nucleotides. It is a transcript of the gene abcb8, whose product is annotated as ATP-binding cassette, sub-family B (MDR/TAP), member 8. Gene Ontology annotation, cellular component: mitochondrial inner membrane. The record is from RefSeq and is a predicted model, not a curated record. The coding region runs from base 88 to 2214 and encodes 708 amino acids. NCBI's taxonomy places the organism in Eukaryota, Metazoa, Chordata, Actinopteri, Perciformes, Anarhichadidae. Gene Ontology annotation, biological process: oligopeptide export from mitochondrion. Gene Ontology annotation, molecular function: ATP binding; ATP hydrolysis activity; ABC-type oligopeptide transporter activity. The transcript is spliced from 16 exons.
CCUCCAUGGUGCCUGUGGAUUACUGUAGAGCUUAACGACUAUUGAACCAUAACGAGCUGGUUAUCAUUUAAAUAAACUAUAUAAAACAUGUUCCAGCUACUGUGCUGUAGGGCGAGCAUCACUGCUCCGGUGCGGUCAUUGUUGUUACACCAGCGAGGCAAUAAGACAGCAGACGUUUGGAAACUUUCACGGUGGUACACAUCUCCACGAGCUCCAGCACACAGCUCCUCACAGCAGCCUGGAAAUGCUGUCGGCCGCAUUUGGAGCCUCACUCAGAGAGCUGUCCGCCGGUCCACCACCCGAACAUCCAGACCCCCAGGAGUGGCUCUGAAGUUCAUCCUGGCACCAGCAGUGUUCACUGUCUCUGCACGACUGUUCUGCCAUGUAGCUCACUGCGAGGCAGAUGUGAAUAACAACAUCCUGGUGGCAGUUACAGCCAAAAACCCCAUGCCUGAGUUCAAAUGGCAUAUCUUGUGGGAAUUUGUCAAACCUCAGCUGUUUGCUCUCCUCGGUGCUGUCGUGCUUGCUUUUGGUGCGGCUCUCUUGAAUAUUCAAAUCCCCUUGAUGCUUGGGAAUCUGGUGAAUGUCGUGGCACGUUACCUGAGAGACCAGACUGGGAGUUACGUCCAUGAGAUAAGAGGCCCUGCGCUGAAAUUACUUGGACUGUAUGGUAUCCAAGGCCUGCUGACGAGUGGCUACAUCAUCCUGCUGUCAAGGGUGGGGGAGAGAGUGGCAGCCGACAUGAGGAAGACUCUUUUCGCAUCCUUACUGAGGCAAGAUGUGGCUUUCUUUGAUGCCAAUAAAACUGGGCAGCUGGUGAAUCGUUUGACUGCUGACAUUCAGGAGUUCAAGUCAUCCUUUAAACUGGUGAUCUCUCAGGGUCUGCGGAGUAUUACACAGACAUUUGGAUGUUUGGUCUCUCUCUAUAUCAUCUCCCCUAAACUUACAGGUUUGACGGUAGUCGUCCUCCCUUGUCUGGUGGGCGGAGGAGCUCUCAUUGGCUCAUUCCUCCGCAAACUAUCCCGUUUGGCUCAAGAACAGGUGUCAAAAGCAACAGGAGUGGCAGACGAGGCCCUCGGCAAUGUGCGGACAGUGAAAGCGUUUGCGAUGGAGGAGCGGGAGCUCCAGUUAUAUUCAUAUGAAGUUGACAAAUCAUGUGAACUGAAUGAAAAUCUUGGUUCUGGAAUUGCAGUUUUCCAAGGACUGUCAAACGUUGCCCUAAACUGCAUUGUCCUCGGAACUAUUUUUGCCGGGGGGACUUUAAUUUCUACCAAUGAAAUGUCGCCUGGAGACCUCAUGUCUUUCCUGGUUGCCUCCCAGACUGUUCAAAGGUCAUUGGCCAGCAUCUCUAUCCUUUUUGGACAGAUGGUGAGAGGAUUAAGCUCCGGGGCCCGGGUCUUUGAAUAUCUAUCUUUGGUGCCUACUAUUCCUCUGUCUGGCGGAAGACGCAUCCCGUACGAUUCUCUGACAGGAAGGGUGGAUUUUAUGGACAUUUCAUUCAGCUAUCCAACAAGACCUGGCCAACAGAUCCUGAAGAAGUUCAACUUAACGCUGCCAACUUGUAAAACUGUUGCCAUUGUUGGAGAAUCUGGAGGAGGAAAGUCCACUGUGGCAUCCCUGCUGGAGCGAUUCUAUGACCCGACCAGCGGCGUCGUCAUGCUGGACGGACUCGACAUUCGAACACUUGAUCUGUCCUGGCUCAGGGGACAAGUCAUUGGAUUUAUCAACCAGGAGCCGGUUUUGUUUGGCUCAUCUAUCGUGGACAACAUCCGCUUUGGGAAACCCGAGGCCACAGACGCUGAGGUCAUUAGCGCAGCCAAGCAAGCCAACGCGCACGGCUUCAUCACAGGUUUCCCAGAUGGCUAUAACACUGUGGUUGGUGAGCGAGGUGCGACGUUAUCAGGUGGUCAGAAGCAGCGCAUCGCUAUCGCCCGCGCCUUGAUCAAGAACCCCUGCAUCCUGGUGCUGGAUGAAGCCACCAGCGCCCUGGACGGAGAAUCAGAGCGGGUGGUGCAGGAGGCUCUGGACAGGGCAACAAGAGGUCGCACUGUGCUUAUCAUCGCCCACCGGCUGAGCACCAUUCAGGGGGCUGACCUCAUCUGUGUCAUGAGCAAUGGCCGCAUUGUGGAGGCUGGGACUCACUUGGAACUGCUGAGCAAAGGAGGAAUGUACUCUGAUCUGAUUCGCAGGCAAAGAACCGAGGGGCAGAAAUGAACACACCAAAAUUGUUUACUGUCGAUCUACUCUGAGUAAUGGAAUUUCAUUUGAAAUGAAAUUCAUAGCAAAGGCUUGCCUAACGAGAUAGAUUAUGUAAAACAUGUAAUUUAAAUCUACCAGCUCUCUGUCUAGUUUUACAAGAAACUCUUGAAUUUAAGUAUGUAAAAGUGGACCAACUGGAUCAUACUGUGAUGAUUUACAAACUACGCUACUGUACAGUACCUACACUUGAAUGAAUUUCCAUAACACUGUUUUCUCUUGUCAUGUAUAGAAGGAACAAUUAUAUUGUGGUAGAAAAAAUAAAUAAACUCUGUUUUCAUGAGGGUACACUAUAUUUGUCCUUUUUUUAUGGAUCAUAAUACAGAAAAUGUCUGUUUUGAAACUAAACACUGAACAUAAAUAAUGAGCAGUACAUGCUUUGUGGAUAGUGUAAUUUCUUGUUGUGACGAAUGAAAUCUGUUAUGGCAACUGCUGCAAAAAAACAAAAAAAUGUACAGCCACCAUUCAACAAUGUUUGAUGCCCAGAAUAAUUUGAGUGUAGUUU